AUGGUGGCUAGAGGACUUUUUAGUCUUUUUUUACUUUUUGGAGCUUUUGGCCACUUGAUUAAAUUUAUUCACGCGCGUACUAAUGUUUUACAUGAUGGUGUUCUCGAUUCAUUGAGUUACGACCCCAGUCUUCUUUCUCUCCUUCAGAUGGAGCAGAGUCUCGACCUUGACGACGAUGAGACUUCUUAUUUGGGGACUAGUUUUUUGGACAACGGGUCAAGCUUCCUGCAGCACAGUUCAAAAUAUCUAGGGCCCUCGUACCCUGAUAGCUCGAGCUCUUUUCUGGAGGACUCGUCUUCCCUCGGCGACGAUGACGACGAAGGAGAUUUGGAUGAGGGGUCCCUUUUGGACGAGUCUGACGAGUGGCACGACGACUCUUCCUUCCUCGAAAAUGACGACUUUGCCGAUGAUAGGGAAUCGAGCUUACUGGAGUCUUCGAGUUCCAGUCGUUCCCAGGAUGACGACGAUUUCGGUGAAUCGUUUUUACAAACCAGGAGCUCCUACGCGAAGCCCUCCAGCACCUUCGGGAGCCUUGUGCAGUUGCACAAUUUUGACGCUGCUGACCCUCUCAACUUCCUGCAGGACGACACUUUGCUUUUGAUGAACGAGGACGAACAGCCUGACAUGGACUUGGAGGAGGAGUCGCCCAGGAAGUCCUCCGUCAAGGCCUUUGUUUUAAGGAGUGACAUGGAAGAGCCUGAGGGCGUCGAAAUGAGUCAAUCUCUCGAUGAAACAACUGCUGAGAAAGUUUUGUCUGUGUUGUCUGCCUACAAGGUGUGGUUGAUUGUUUUAACUGUCGUUUUGUCUAUCGCUUUAGUUGUCAGGCUCUUCUACCUUGACAAGUUCCUCAAGUUCAAGACUGAGCUUUGGACCAGGCUUGAAACCUUGAACAAGGUCGUCGUCGACAAGUUCAAUUCCGUGUUCAGGAAGAAUCAGACAGCCGCCGCCACUCCCGGUGAGACUGAGGAGACGCCCUUAUUGAGCGCAUAA
Molecule: messenger RNA, 990 nt
Organism: Theileria orientalis strain Shintoku
Lineage: Eukaryota; Apicomplexa; Aconoidasida; Piroplasmida; Theileriidae
Exons: 2
Coding region: 1-990 (329 amino acids)
Source: RefSeq, a predicted model, not a curated record